Messenger RNA from Corythoichthys intestinalis (scribbled pipefish), 2598 nucleotides. Its product is annotated as Na(+)/H(+) exchange regulatory cofactor NHE-RF2-like. Lineage: Eukaryota; Metazoa; Chordata; Actinopteri; Syngnathiformes; Syngnathidae. The record is from RefSeq and is a predicted model, not a curated record. Bases 282 to 1508 code for a protein of 408 amino acids. Gene Ontology annotation, biological process: protein localization to plasma membrane. Gene Ontology annotation, molecular function: protein-membrane adaptor activity; signaling receptor binding. Gene Ontology annotation, cellular component: apical plasma membrane. The transcript has 6 exons.
UGUACUUCCACUGUCCCUGAAUUUCCACACCAUUUGACGCUUUCCUUCCUUCGCGCCCUCAUGCGUGAGAACCGCCUUUUAUUUGCACGAUGGGUUAAGCAUUCAUUAGUUUUAACCUAGUUUUGAUCUGCACUUUAGACGAUUGUGGCCAAUGUACACGCAUGAUGCGUAAUGAUGCCGAUAUUUUGGGGACGGGAGCGCUUCACUCGUUUUGGAUGAAGAGAAUCAUUUUUUAUUCCCUCCGAGACUCCUGAGCUUUUUGGCUGGUUUUAAUUUCUGAAAUGGAGUGCGAUCUGAGGCCCAGGGUGUGCUACUUGGUCAAAACAGAACGCGGUUAUGGUUUCCACUUGCACGGCGAGAAAAGUAAAGGCGGACAGUUCAUCCGGAGAGUGGAGCCCGGCUCCUCGGCUGACCUGGCUGGACUGAGACCCGGGGACCGAGUGGUGGAGGUCAACGGCGAGAAUGUGGAGAACGACAGUCAUCACCAGGUGGUGGAGCGGAUCAGAGAAGUACCCCACCGAACCCGACUACUGGUGGUGGACCGAAACACGGAAGACUACCUCCGAAGCUGCGGUCUGGCUUGUACAGAAGAUCUAGCCAUCGAGAUGGGGACACUCUCCCCACGUCCCUCACCAAUGGCCACACCGUCAACUUCCCCUUUACCCAGGGGGAUUUCACCUAAGUCCUUGAAACCUGACACCACGCUUCUUUCCACAAACUCCUGCACUCUUUUCAAUUCACAAGACAAAGUAAAGAGGUCGUCAAUGACGUCAAGUACUGUGACAGACGUAGAGCUACAGAUGGAGGCCUCCCCAGAGCCAUCAGCAGAGUUACUUCCCCGCCUCUGUCAUUUGGUGAAGGGAGAAAAGGGCUAUGGCUUCAACCUGCACGGCAAUAAGGCAAAGUGUGGACAAUUUGUACGCUCGGUGGACCCUCAUUCACCUGCGGAGAGAGCCGACAUCCGUCCAGGAGACCGACUGGUGGAGGUAAACGGAGUGAACAUUGAGCGUCUGAGACACUCAGAGGUGGUGGCAUUCAUUAAAGAGGGAGAGCGAGAAGUGCACCUGCUUGUCGUCGAUAAGGAGACAGAUGAACUUUUCAACAGAUUGGGGAUCACGCCUACAGCACGCCAUGUCUACAUGGAGGAAACAGCCGUAGAAGUUGCCUCGUCUGCCCCUUCCCCUACAUCCACUGAAGGGCCGAUCAUCCAUGUCACACUGACAGACGCCGGGAUCACAAGUAUGUCCCCUAAACCCAGGGCCAAUGGGAGUUGUACGUCUCAGUCCUCAACCGGCUCAACAACUCAAUCAGAAAUCAGUAGCUCUGAUAUGAGUUUCCAGGUCCCUGAAGAAGAUGACAGGAGGGUUUUGGACCCAUUCAUGGACAGUGGCUUGCGUUUGAGUCCAACAGCUGCUGAGGCAAAACAAAAGGCUCUUGGCAGACGCAACAAAAAAAGAGCGCCCCCUAUGGACUGGAGUAGGAAACAAGAGAUCUUCAGCAAUUUCUGAGGUCAUGGAGCAGGACUAACAAGCAUAAAGGAUGCCCAUACAGCACAGUGUUUGCACAAAGAGAAAGUGAUGAAAAUACCAGACUCUAACAGACAAUAAUAUUCCGGACAAAGGGUGUUUUUUUUUUUGUUUUUUUUGCUUCCUGUAUCUCAUUCGAGAAUUGUUGCUUUAGUCUAACUUUGUAGUCAGGCAUAUGCACAGAUGUUUUCAGGGGCCAGUGCUCAAGCCAAGAAAAGGGCGCCCAUCGCCAGAUUUAUUCAUACAAGUAAGAAAAAAAUAUAGUAUGAUAUAUUUAACUUAUGUAUUUAUAUUUGUUAACACAAUCAGCACUCUAAUCAAAUAGGUUAACAUAAAAUAUCAAAUUGAAAAAAAAAGGAUUACAGGCAAAAAAAACUAAUCAGAAAAAUAUUCAAAUUUAUUGUAUGCUAUGAAUACAUUAAAAAAAAUUAAAUACUUAGUGAAAUACAGCCACAGUGGUAUGAAAAAAGUAUCUGAACCUUUUGGAUUUUUUAAAAUUUCUGCAUAAAAUCACCAUCAAAUGUGAUCAGAUCUUUGUCAAAAUCACACAGAUGAAAAUACAGUGCUUUAAAACCACCCAAACAUUUAUACGUUUUCAUAGUUUAAUGAGGAUAGUGUGCAAAAAAUGACAGAAGGGGGGAAAAUAAGUGAACCAUCACAUUUAAUAUUUUGUGGCCCCCACUUUGGUAGCAAUAACUUCAACCAGACGCUUUGUGUAGCUGCAGAUCAGUCUGGCACAUUGGUCAGGACUAAUCUUGGCCCUUUCUUCUCUACAAAACUGCUGUAGUUCAGUCAGAUUCUUGGGAUGUCUGACAUUAAUCGCUGUCUUUAGGUCAUGCCACAGCAUCUCAAUGGGGUUCAAGCCUGGACUUUUACUUGGCCUCUCCAGAACGUGUAUUUUGUUCUUCUGAAAUCCUUCUGAAGUUGAUUUACUUCUGUGUUUUGUCGUUGUCUUGUUGCAACGUCCAUCCUCUUUUUAGCUUCAACUGUUUGACAGACGGCCUCAGGUUUUCCUGCAAAACAUCCUGAUAAACUUUUGAAUUCAUACUUCCAUUAAUGAUUGCAAGUUGUC